Vombatus ursinus (common wombat) is the source of this 860-nucleotide messenger RNA. It is a transcript of the gene ACYP1, whose product is annotated as acylphosphatase 1. The record is from RefSeq and is a predicted model, not a curated record. Gene Ontology annotation, molecular function: acylphosphatase activity. The transcript is spliced from 3 exons. Lineage: Eukaryota; Metazoa; Chordata; Mammalia; Diprotodontia; Vombatidae. The coding region runs from base 137 to 613 and encodes 158 amino acids.
GCCCUGAACCUGGGAGAGGAGCGUGCGUGGGUCAGCUAAGCCCAGCUAACCGGCUGGUCCCAGCCUCCGCAGGGCCUUUCCCAAGUACAUUUUGAAAGAAGAGAGUGUGGGCCAGAGCAUCCCAGAAACAGUGAAAAUGCACCUAGAAACUGAAGCCGGGGCUUUAAUCGUAUUAGAGAGGGAUAAACCGAGGUUCGCCCCAAAAUCCUUGUGGAGAAGAGUUCCUGUGUGUGCCUACCUAGCCGCUCUAGGCAUGCUGGUGUCUUCUCUUAGUUCGCUCAGCAGUGUUAUUAGUUCAUCAGCAGGUCUUACUAUGGCUGAAGGACACACUCUGUUGUCAGUGGAUUAUGAAAUCUUUGGGAAAGUCCAAGGUGUAUUUUUCCGAAAGUACACACAGGCUGAGGGUAAAAAGCUGGGACUGGUAGGCUGGGUCCAGAACACUGACCAGGGCACGGUGCAAGGACAGAUACAGGGUCCCACUGUCCAGGUUCAAAUCAUGCAAGAAUGGCUUAAGACAAAAGGAAGCCCAAAAUCCCGCAUUGACAAGGCAAAAUUCCACAAUGAGAAGGUCAUCCCAAAGCUGGAACACAAAGAUUUUGAAAUUGUGAAAUAAUAGUAAUCAAAAGACAGUAUUUUUUCCUAGUGUAAUAUGAGUAUAUGCUUAUUUGAAGUGGUAUUAAAUUUAUUAUUUUGUCAUCUGUGUUGUUAAUAUGCAGAACUAUUUGUUAUUGUUAAUAUUUAGGGUGGUCAUUUAACAUGUUAUUUCAAUUAAAUUCAAAUAUUUCUUGAAUCUAAUAAUGCCACAUUGUGGCAUUGCAACUGUAAAUAGGAACUCAAUAAUAAAGAAAUAAAGACAAUUG